AUGUUUGUUGAUGACAAUCUUAUCGACAUUCUUGCUGAACAAUCUAGUUUAUAUAGUUGCCAGUCAUCAGGUACAAGCAUUUGUGUCACAUCCAAUGAAAUAGAAUCGUUUAUUGGUGUUUAUUUUCGUAUGGGUCUUGUGAAACUACCAUCAGUGAGAUCUUAUUGGGAAAUCUUUAUGAAUUAUGAUGGAGUAAGCUCAGUAUUAUCAAGGAAUAGAUUUCUUUCUAUUCUUCGCUAUUUACACUUUGUUGACAAUUUAAAAGUAACAGAUGAAGUAAAGAAAAAUGAUCGGGCCUGGAAAUUAAGACCUUGGUUGGAAAAACUGAGAGAAAAUUUCUUAAAAGUUUCUCCUGAAGAAAAUCAAUCAGUUGAUGAGAUAAUGGUUGCCUUCAAAGGAAGGUCAUUUUUGAAGCAAUAUGUCCCAAAUAAACCCAAUAAGUGGGGGUUUAAACUUUGGGGUAGAUGUGGUGUCAGCGGGUAUUUGUAUGACUUUGAUUUAUAUCAAGGAAAAGAAAUAAAAAAGAAAGAUGAAUAUUCUCCUCAUGGUAUUGGGGCAUCUGUUGUAAUCAAAAUGACCUCAACUUUGCCAGAAAAUCAUAUUUUUAAAAUAUUUGCUGAUAAUUAUUUUUCUUCUUUGCCUUUGCUAGAUGAACUGAAAAAGCGUUGA
Molecule: messenger RNA, 669 nt
Organism: Hydra vulgaris (swiftwater hydra)
Lineage: Eukaryota; Metazoa; Cnidaria; Hydrozoa; Anthoathecata; Hydridae
Product: piggyBac transposable element-derived protein 3
Source: RefSeq, a predicted model, not a curated record